Molecule: messenger RNA, 438 nt
Organism: Andrographis paniculata
Lineage: Eukaryota; Viridiplantae; Streptophyta; Magnoliopsida; Lamiales; Acanthaceae
Product: chaperone protein dnaJ 11, chloroplastic-like
Exons: 1
Coding region: 1-438 (145 amino acids)
Source: RefSeq, a predicted model, not a curated record
AUGCUGGGAACCCUAACCCUAACUCCUAAAUCAGCGAUCGCCUUCCAAUCCAGUCGCUGCAGCCGUAGGAUCGUCUGUGAAGCCGUAUCGGAUUUCGCCCCGCCCGCGCUGGAUCGGAGGAGCCUCUACGAGGUCCUCCGCGUCAAACGCGACGCCUCGCAGACGGAGAUCAAGACGGCGUAUCGUACGCUCGCGAAGCUGUACCAUCCCGACGCCAGGUCGCGAUUCAUGGACUCGCCGGUCGCGUCGUCGGCGGAUGGUCGAGAUUUCAUCGAGAUCCACAACGCGUACGCCACUUUGUCAGAUCCAAAAGCGAGGGCCAUGUACGAUUGUAAUUUGAAUGUCGAUUCGCCGCGGCGGUGGGGCACCGGAUUCCACGGUUCCGGUCGGAGGAGAUUCCACCCCACGCGCCGGUGGGAGACGGAUCAGUGCUGGUAA